CUUGAAAGCUUUAAAAACCACAAUUCAAUCUCAACACAAUCUCAAUCCUUCAUUCCUUUUCUUCAAGUUUUACUUUUUCAAGAUGAUCUUAACUUCAUAUUUACCGACUACUAGAUUAAAUAAUCUGAACAAAAAUCAAUUAGUCGAAUUAUUAACGUUGACUUCAUUAAAAAGUGCAGUCUUUUGGUAUGUUAUCUGGAAUGCUUCAAUCAAAUCUUUUCGCCAUUUACGUAGUCGUGGUCUUAGAACGACUAUCAUGGAACUUCAUACUCAAGUUUUAACUAUUGGUUUCAAUUUAUUACUCAAGAUUCCUUCAAUGAAAGAAAAAGUUAAUAGUCAGCUUGAUCAAGCUUCAAUUGAUAUCGAAAACAAAUUAUCACCCAAAGAUUCGAAAGUGAUUAAAUAUUCAUCAUUACCAGAUCAAGGUAAAUCAUCAGAUUGGAUUAAAAACGAACUUCAAACAUUAGCUUCAUUACCUUCAACAGAAUGGCGUCAAGGAAAGGUUUCAGGUGCAAUUUAUCAUGGUGGAAUCGAAUUAGAAGAAGUGAUUGGUCUGGCUUUUAAUCAAUAUAUGAUUAGUAAUCCUUUACAUCCGGAUAUCUUUCCUGGUGUAAGAAAGAUGGAAGCUGAAAUCGUUAAAAUGGUCCUCGAGCUUUAUAAUGCUCCUCUUAAUCAAGGAGCAGGUACUACUACAAGUGGUGGUACUGAAUCAAUCUUGAUGGCUUGUAAAACUUAUCGAGAUUGGGCUCGUGAUGUCAAAGGUAUCACUGAACCUGAGAUGGUGAUUCCUAUUAGCGCUCAUGCUGCAUUUGAUAAAGCUGGAGAUUAUUUUGGUAUCAAAGUUCAUCAUAUUGCAGUGGAUCCUAAGUCUAGAAAGGUUAAUGUUGCUCGAGUUAAACGUGCUAUCAACUCUAAUACAAUCAUGUUGGUCGGAUCUGCACCGAAUUUCCCAGAUGGUGCAAUUGAUGAUAUCGUAGGCUUAGGAAAAUUGGCCAAGAGAUACAACAUUGGGUUACAUGUAGACUGUUGUCUAGGCUCAUUCUUAGUUCCAUUUGUCGAAAAAUGUGGUUUCCCAAUGGAUCCAUUUGAUUUCCGAGUUGAAGGUGUCACUUCAAUCUCAUGUGAUACACAUAAGUACGGAUUUGCGCCCAAAGGAAGUAGUGUGAUCAUGUAUCGCAGUUCGACAUGGAGAAAAUACCAAUACUCUGUCUUGACCACUUGGCCAGGCGGUGUCUAUGCUUCUCCCUCAAUCGCUGGAUCUCGACCUGGAGCUCUCAUUGCCGGUACAUGGGCCGCAGUGAUGUAUAUGGGAAAAGAAGGAUAUCAACAAAGUUGUUUAGAAAUCGUUGGAGCGGCUAAGAAGCUUGAAAAAGCUAUUCGAAAUGAGAUUCCAGAAUUAGAAGUGCUUGGUAAUCCAUUGGUUUCAGUAGUCGCUUUCAAAACUAAAGAAGAUAGUCAUGUGAAUAUUUAUUCACUUGGUGAUCAUCUUGGUAGUAAAGGCUGGCAUCUUAACGCUUUGCAGAACCCUGCAGCCUUGCAUAUCGCUUGUACACGACCAACGGUUAACGCUGUUGAUCACUUGAUCAAUGAUUUGAAAGAAGCUAUUCAAGAGGUCAAAGCUAGUUCUGAAGAAUCCAAAGGUGAUAUGGUCACUUUAUAUGGUUUAGGUAGUUCUAGUGCAAUUGGACCAGGUUUAGUAGCUGAUCUUGCAAAGAGAUACUUGGACGCUUUAUACACUGCUUGCAUAACCUUUUUCUUUCUCUUUUUCUUUUAGCGCAAUUCACUUCUCAUUUUCAUUCUAUAAAUGUUAAUUAAAAAUCUUUAGACUUUUUGUUUGAUGGAUCUAUCAAUUUAACAUUCUCUCGAUGGUCAUUUUUUCCUUUUCGUUAACUUUUGCUAUCGCAAAGAGAGUUUGUCACAUACACAAUUUGAGUUUGAUUUUAGAUUCAUGUUUCAAACAACCAAAAAUCGAUGAAAUUUAUCGUAAUAGUGCC
Messenger RNA from Melampsora larici-populina 98AG31, 1994 nucleotides. RefSeq lists its product as uncharacterized. Gene Ontology annotation, biological process: sphingolipid catabolic process; carboxylic acid metabolic process. The coding region runs from base 83 to 1774 and encodes 563 amino acids. Lineage: Eukaryota; Fungi; Basidiomycota; Pucciniomycetes; Pucciniales; Melampsoraceae. Gene Ontology annotation, molecular function: sphinganine-1-phosphate aldolase activity; pyridoxal phosphate binding. The record is from RefSeq and is a predicted model, not a curated record. The transcript is spliced from 9 exons. Gene Ontology annotation, cellular component: endoplasmic reticulum.